GUCUAGUCGAGGCAGCCGAGCCGAUAAGACGUACUGCCAUGCUUCUCUAUCAAUCUGAAUCGUGUUCCGUAUUCUCGUUUGAACUAGUUACUGUCAGUUAAAGCUUUUCAAGGUGUUUUUAUUUAAAACAUACUAAAAUGUCAGGAACCUGUGGCGUCUGCAAUGUUAAUUUAAGCUCUAGUAAGACUUCGGAUGUGGUUGCAUGUUCCGGUAGCUGCAAAAAAUCUUUUCAUCUUGCCUGCAUAAAAGACGAUAGUGAGGAGACAAAAGUGCGUUCUGUGAAGCAAUGGAGAUGUAAAGACUGUCGUGAUUUCAAUAGUCUGAUUUCGGAUUCCAAUGCCAACAUUACCAAGGAUUUUAUGCGAAAGGUACUGGAAGGUUUCAGGAAUGACUUCUUCCGAGAACUUAAAUUAGUGAGAGAUGAAAUGGCAGGAGUGGUUGAAUCGAUUGGGUUCCUAUCAGAUAAGGUCGACGCAAACAAUAGCUUAUUGGAUGAACUAAGAAAGGACGUUACUAAACUGCAAAACGAAAACAAAUUUUUGCGAGCAGCCAAUGCAUCUGUUAAUGCGGCCAACGACGUCAUGCAAGAGCGGAUUAGAGCGUUGGAACACGUGUGCCCAGCUUCCGAAACGACCGACCGCCGUCCCUCGUCGUCCAUCUCAGCUGUCGAGCCGUCAGGGAUGAGUGGAUCAAACGUUUCAAGGAAAAUAGGAAUGCUGCCACUGCCGACAGAAUAAACGCGUCCUUUCCAAAGCAAAAAGUGUUUGUGAACGAGCAUCUUGCCCCAGUGAACAAAUUGUUUUUAUCCAAAUUAAAAAAGAAGUGCCGAGCCAUAGGGUACACGUACGUAUGGUUUCGUGAGGGAAAAUUCUUUGUUAGGAAAUCGAAUGGUGAGAGAUGUCAGAGAAUUGUGACCGAUGCUGAUAUUGAAAAUCUGAAGUAGGUUAUUUUAUCGGAGUGAUAGAGAUGUUUCAAUAUUGGAAAAUGUUUUUGAUUGUAUUUAAUUUUAUUUUAUUUGUUUUCAUAUAUUAUGUUAAUUUAAGUUUUUGUAAUUUCAUAUUUUGGUAUGGAGGAUGAUAACGAUUAUCUACAUGCAUUGAAUGAUAUCUUUUUUGAAA
This is a messenger RNA of Nilaparvata lugens (brown planthopper), 1118 nucleotides long. RefSeq lists its product as uncharacterized. The transcript is spliced from 2 exons. The coding region runs from base 138 to 737 and encodes 199 amino acids. The record is from RefSeq and is a predicted model, not a curated record. NCBI's taxonomy places the organism in Eukaryota, Metazoa, Arthropoda, Insecta, Hemiptera, Delphacidae.